AUGGGGUUAUACCAACGUAGAUUUGAAGAUAAACUCACUUCUCCUGUGAUAUUUGAUGGGGAUCUCAAGAUUUUUUUGAGGAUAACAAAGCUCUGUGUCUUGACGCGACACGUUUUGAUGCCUAGAUGCAAACUUGAUCGAGAUCCCACUUGCAUUCUUCACAACAAGAGACAUCAGCGCAGCGCAGAAGACGGAUUAGGUGUAGCGAAAUCACCAGAAACCGAACAAAAACAUCGUAACCAAGAAUGUUUAUGCCUUUUGCAGCAAUGGAAUCUGAUAGUUCCACUACAAUCACAACCACAUCCUAAAAUCAGACAAGGGGGUCAAGGCCUCGCAGUCGUUUGCAUCGCCGAUCCUCACCCUCCCUCGCAGCUUCUGGCUAUUGAACUAGCUCUAUCCUUUGGUUGGGAACUCCUUGGAGCCUGGCCCUUGGGAGUUGCUUGCAGAGGUCACAGAGGCCAAACCUGCAGCCAGGGCCGCUACAGAGAUGGCAGAAUGCAGAUUAAAAGACAAGAUUCUAGAUUCGGAGUAUGCGGUCCUGACUCCUCGAGACCUCUCGAGGCUAUUGGAAGAAGUAGAUUAUGGACAAAUAGGAAUCAUCACGCAGAUAUAUCUCUAGUCCGAAUCUCUGAAAGGGCUAUGACUGCUUUUGUAUCGGUUGUGAGAGGAUGCAAGAACAUGUGUGUGCUUUCUGCAUUGUUCCUUUUACUAGAGGAAGUGAGCGGUCAGUGUGAAAGAGGUUAA
This is a messenger RNA of Arabis nemorensis, 744 nucleotides long. The record is from the annotation of a GenBank genome assembly. NCBI's taxonomy places the organism in Eukaryota, Viridiplantae, Streptophyta, Magnoliopsida, Brassicales, Brassicaceae.